Molecule: messenger RNA, 634 nt
Organism: Prunus dulcis (almond)
Lineage: Eukaryota; Viridiplantae; Streptophyta; Magnoliopsida; Rosales; Rosaceae
Product: autophagy-related protein 8C-like
Exons: 6
Coding region: 96-455 (119 amino acids)
Biological process (GO): cellular response to nitrogen starvation
Source: RefSeq, a predicted model, not a curated record
AAAUAAAAAAAAUUCUUUGGUUUAUAGUUAUUGCACACGCUAUAGGUUGGGAGGCUUGCUCACCCAUUGAUCUCUCUCCAAUUUGAAUCGUACCCAUGGCCAAAAGCGCGUUCAAGAUGGAGCACCCUCUCGAAAGGAGACAAGCAGAAGCUGCUCGCAUAAGAGAGAAGUAUCCUGACAGAAUUCCAGUGGUCGUGGAAAGGGCUGAGAAGAGUGACGUGCCUGAAAUUGACAAGAAAAAAUACCUGGUGCCUGCUGAUCUGACUGUUGGCCAGUUCGUGUAUGUGGUUCGGAAAAGGAUCAAGCUCGGUCCUGAGAAGGCUAUUUUCAUUUUUGUUAAGAAUAUUUUGCCACCCACAGCGGCUAUGCUGUCUGCAAUUUACGAGGAAAAUAAGGAUGAAGACGGUUUCCUUUACAUGACCUACAGUGGGGAGAACACAUUUGGGACAUUCUGAUAACUCAGAACAAUAAAACAAGUUCAAGGAGUUGUAAAUUAUCUUUCUGUCCAGUAGUUUGAUGAUGCACUUGCUGAGACAUGUUCUUGGUUUUGGAUUGAUGACCCUUUAUAUUCUGUAAGUAGAUGACAAUGCGUGCCUUUAUGUGUGUUCGUAAUUAGAUCCCCAAUCACUCGUAA